Cooperia oncophora is the source of this 1695-nucleotide messenger RNA. The record is from the annotation of a GenBank genome assembly. Lineage: Eukaryota; Metazoa; Nematoda; Chromadorea; Rhabditida; Trichostrongylidae.
AUGUAUGCACAUCAAUGCACUUGUGAUAUGCUCCAGUGGCAUUUAGAAUGUCUCGAAUACCUCUGCGUUUUUGAAUGGAAGUUCGAAAGACGUGUUCGGAAAACGGCUUGGUCAAUUACGGAAUAUUUUACAGGCAUGAUGGAAGAUGUUAUUGAUCGCCUUGUGAAGUCACCUAACAGCGAGCAUGAACCUCUCACUAACUUCAUUAAUAAUGAGUUCGUACCCAGCAAUGAUGUGAUGCCGUCAGAGAAUCCGGCAACCGGACAGGCAUGGAUUGAAAUACCGGACUCUACUGCAGAAGAUGUUCAUCGUGCCGUAGAAGCUGCAAAGCGUGCCUUUCCCUCAUGGUCAACUACAAGUGUACAAUACCGAUCUGGUCUUCUGCUAAAACUUGCUGACAUUAUCGAGCAGAAUGCUGAUGGCCUUGCUGUGCUCGAAUCCAGGGAUCAGGGAAAACCCAUCAAACUUGCCAAGAUGAUCGACAUUCCGCGGUGCGUUCAUAAUUUCCGAUUUUUCGCUACUGCCAUCUUACAUCAUACUUCACCAUCUUCCGUAAUUGAUGAGCCCGUUCGAGCUGUCAAUUAUGUGAGAAACGAUCCUGUUGGAGUAGCAGGUCUGAUCAGUCCAUGGAACCUACCGCUAUAUCUGCUAUCUUUCAAGCUGGCCCCUGCAUUGGGAACCGGCAACACCGUUGUGUGUAAACCAAGUGAACUCACAAGCGUAACAGCAUGGGUUCUAAUGCACGCAUUUCGACAAGCUGGGUUUCCUCCUGGAGUGGUAAAUUUGGUGAUUGGAAAAGGUUCGCCUGCUGGUCAAGCACUCGUCGAACAUCCUGACGUGAAUUUGAUAAGUUUUACUGGAAGUACUGUCACGGGCAAGAAAUUAGCUGAGAUUUGUGCACGGUUGAACAAAAAGGUAUCCCUCGAAAUGGGAGGAAAAAAUGCAGCUAUCAUUUAUCCUUCAUGCAAUCUUGGUGAGCAUUUGCCAACUAUUGCCAGGUCAUGCUUCAUCAAUCAAGGAGAAAUCUGCCUAUGUUCAAGCAAUAUAUUCGUCCACAAAGCGGUGUAUAAAGACUUCGUAGCGCGAUUAGUGGAAGAGGCUAAGAAGUUCACAGUCGGUGAUCCCGCUAAGGACGUCACGCUUGGUGCAAUGAAUUCGAAGGCUCAUUUUGACAAGGUAAAAUCAUAUAUCUCGUUAGCUGAAAAGGAAGGUGGUACAGUGCACUGCGGUGGUGAAGUCAAUAUGGAUGGCCAUCUAAAGGAAGGAUACUAUAUCGCUCCAACAGUCAUAACCGAUGUUGGAGACUCGUCACGAUGUAUGCAGGAGGAGAUUUUUGGUCCAGUUGUUUGUAUCACUGAGUUUGAGUCUACUGAGGUAUUUUAUUGUGUACAUUUUGGAGCGAUCCUAAUGGAACCUCGAAGAGGUCCUGUGAUGAGAGUGACUUUUGAGGAGGUCCUAUCCCGUGCCAACGCUACAACCUAUGGACUAUCUGCAACUGUAUGGAGUGAAAACAACAAGGAACUCAUUAAUACCGCACAUGGUCUGAGAGUAGGCACAGUGUGGUGUAAUGCAUGGCUGGUACGCGACCUGAACAUGCCUUUUGGAGGAACGAAAGAAUCGGGUAUGGGCCGAGAAGGAGCUGUUGACUCACUGCACUUUUUCACUGAGCAAAAAACCGUCUGCAUUAGGCUGUAG